Messenger RNA from Meriones unguiculatus (Mongolian gerbil), 1137 nucleotides. Its product is annotated as zinc finger protein 120-like. The record is from RefSeq and is a predicted model, not a curated record. The transcript has 5 exons. NCBI's taxonomy places the organism in Eukaryota, Metazoa, Chordata, Mammalia, Rodentia, Muridae. Gene Ontology annotation, molecular function: RNA polymerase II cis-regulatory region sequence-specific DNA binding; DNA-binding transcription factor activity. Gene Ontology annotation, biological process: regulation of transcription by RNA polymerase II.
AUGGCUACAGUCGCUGAAGAAAAGACGCUGAGCUUGUCCUGGGCCUGGUGGGUGGCGGCGGCGAGGGUGGCGACCAGAACCCUCUUCCUGGGCGCAGUGGCGGCGGUCGUGUUUCGGCUAAUGGAUUACUUCCUUGUGCUGAGUGUGGUCGAGUUGUUGGUGUGCUCUUGUAUGAACGCUGCUGCUGUGUGUUUUACGGGGAUUUCAGACAACUUCCAAAGUCGCAAAAUGAAUGCUUUGACAUACAAUCAUGUGCAUGUGAACUUUACUCGAGAAGAGUGGGCUUUGCUGGAUUCUUCCCAGAGGAAUCUCUACAAAGAUGUGAUGCUGGAGACUUACAGGAACCUCACUGCUAUAGGCAACAAUUGGGAAGAUCAGAAUAUUGAAGACCAUUGUCAAAGUUCUAGAAGAUACGCAAGGUAUGAAAACAGUCAUAGUGGAGAGAAACCCUCUGACGAUAUUCAAUGUGCUGAAGCCUUUGCACAUCACAGUAAUCGCCAUACAUAUAAAAGAAUGCAUACUGGUGAGGAGCUCUAUGAAUUUAACCAAUAUGGUAAACACUGUGCAUAUAAUAGUGAUCUUAAAAUGUAUGAAAGAAUUCAUGUUGGACAGAAAUCCCACAAAUGUAAUCAAUGUGAUGAAGCCUUUGCAAACAAGAGUUGGCUCCUAAAACAUAAAAGAACCCAUACUGGAGAGAAAUCUCAUGAAUGUACUCAUUGUGGUAAAGCCUUUGCACGGUACAGUUCUCUGCUGAUACAUAAAAGAACUCACACUGGAGAAAAACCUUAUGAAUGUAAUCAAUGUGGUAAAGCCUUUGUAUAUAACAGUCAUCUCCUAAGACAUAAAAGGACACAUACUGGAGAGAAACCUUAUGAAUGUAACCAUUGUGGUAAAGCCUAUGCAAAUAAUUGUACUCUAUUACUAGAUUAAAGAACACAUACUGGAGAGAAACCUUAUGAAUGUCACGAAUGUGGUAAAGCCUUUGCAAAUAACAGCGCCCUCCUAAUACAUAAAAGGACACACACUGGUGAGAAACCUUAUGAAUGUAACCAAUGUGGUAAAGCCUUUGCACAGAACAGUCAUCUCGUAGUACAUAUAAGAAUUCACACUAGAGAGAAAUCUUAUGAAUGUAUUUAA